Messenger RNA from Mus caroli (Ryukyu mouse), 440 nucleotides. The record is from RefSeq and is a predicted model, not a curated record. Lineage: Eukaryota; Metazoa; Chordata; Mammalia; Rodentia; Muridae.
UGACGACACCGAGCACGCCAUUAAAUAGCAGUAGGCCGCCCUCCCCGCCCUCUCGGUCUUAGCGCCAUCUUCCUUGAGACUCCUACGCCAUGAGAGCGAAGUGGCGGAAGAAGAGAAUGCGCAGGCUGAAGCGCAAGAGAAGAAAGAUGAGGCAGAGGUCCAAGUAAGCCAGCCCGUGCACCCACGACGCCUGCAGGAGCAGAAGUGAGGGAUGCUGAGGGCCGGGACAAGCUAUCGGACUGUGUGCUGCCAUCGGUAAUGAGUCUCAGUAGACCUGGAACAUCACCUCGCCGCGAUCGCCUGGAGAAAUGACCGCCUUUCUUACAACCAAAACAGUCCCUCUGCCCUGGACCCCCGGCACUCUGGACUAUCUCUGUUCUCUUGUGGCCAAGUGUAGCUCGUGUACAAUAAACCCUCUUGCAGUCAGCUGAAGAAUCAAA